AUGCGUCUCCUCAGCCCCUGGCUCCUGCUCCUUGAAUACUUGGCUCUUUCUGACUCAGAAACUUGGAAGGUUGAGCACCCGGCCACCCUCUACGCCUGGGAGGGGAGCUGCUUCUGGAUUCCCUGCCGCUACACAAUCCCAGGGAAUAAAAAUACCCUGAAAAACCUGACUGUGUACCACAAUUUUACGUUUGACGAAAAAACCAAGGAGUACACAGGGACAGUCCUCUACAAGAAGACAAAGAUGGAGACGCCUGUCCAUCAGAAAAGGGUACAAUUCCUGGGAGACGACACAUCCAACUGCACCCUACUCAUCAACCCUGUCCAAGCCCAAGACCAUGGUCAGCUGGGGCUGAGGAUGGUAUCGGAGGCUGGCAAAUGGAUGGAGAAAAUGUCCCUCCAAGUCUCCAAGACUCCUUCUCAGCCUCACAUUGAGCUUCCCAGAGAAAUCUGGGAGCUCCAGGAAGUCACUCUGACCUGCAAGCUGAAUUUCGCCUGCUUCGAGUACCAGAUCCAACUGCAGUGGGCCCUGGAGGGAUCAGAGCCACUUCCCUCUGUCCUCUCCACUUCCCUGUCCACCAACAUGGUCUCCACCUCCAGCCGGCUCACUUUCCAGCCUCAGUGGACUCACCACGGCAAGGCUCUGACCUGCCAGCUCCUGAACAACACAGGGGACGGGCUCCUCUCUCAGAAGACCGUGCAGCUAAAUGUGAAGCACUCCCCAAAGUUGAAGGUCAGUCCUGAAGUAGCCAUUGUAAAAGAGGGUGACCCUGUGACCAUGAUGUGCCAGAUCAUCAGCAGUAACCCGGAGGCCCAGGCUUUAUCUUGGAUCAAGGAUGGACAGCGUGUGAGAAGGAAGGAGACACCGCAGAGGGAGGAGACUCUCAUGCUAACUCUGUUCAGCACGACCAAGCAGAUGAGUGGAACGUAUCACUGUGAGGCCUACAAUUAUAUAGGCUCAGCAAUGUCAGAAGUGGUCCUCCAAGUGCACUAUGCUCCGGAACCUUCCAGGGUUCAGAUCUCCCCCUCACCAGCUAAGGAGGAAAAUACAGUAACGCUGACUUGUAUAUCAGGGGCCAAUCCUCCUCCAACCAAUUAUACCUGGUAUCACAAUAAUAUUGAAGUGUCAAGAGGGACAACCAACACCUUCCAGAUCCCAAAGGUUCUCCGCAAGCAUGCUGGAAGUUAUUCCUGUACGGCAGGAAACAGUCUAGGUACUGGAGGAGUUGGCCAGGAGGCUGAGUUGGAUGUCCAAUAUUCUCCCAAGAAUGUCACCAUAGUGAUUCAAAACCCCACACCAAUCCAAGAAGGAGACAGUGUGACCCUGUCCUGUAACUAUACUUCCAGUAACCCCAGCGUUACCACAUAUAGAUGGCAUCACCAAGGCCCCUGGAAAGAGCUGACACCUGGGGUGCUGCUGAUUCCAAAAGUUGCCUGGGAUGCCAGCCCACUCACAUGUGCAGCCUGCAACCAGUGGUGUUCAUGGGCUCCAUCUGUCAGGCUGCAGGUCCAGUAUGCCCCCAAAGAUGUCAAGAUCCUGCCGAUCGGCCUGCAUUCUGAGAUCCACUCUGGGCACCCAGUCCUCCUGCGAUGCAACUUCUCAAGCAGCCUCCCCGCUGACGUCCGCUUCUUCUGGAUGAAAAACGGCAUCUUUCUGAAGGAAGGGAGAGAACUGAGCUUUGGCUCCGUCUCGCCAGAAGAUGCUGGAAAUUACAACUGCUUGGUCAACAACUCCCUGGGACAGAGCACGUCCGAGGCCUGGGUGCUCCGAGUGCUGUAUGCACCGCGGAGGCUGCGGGUGUCCAUCAGCCCCAACGGCAGUGUGAUGGAGGGGAGGAAGGUGGUCCUGACGUGCGAGAGUGACGCCAACCCUCCCGUCUCCCGCUACAGCUGGUUUGACCGGAAUAACCAAAACCUGCACCAUGAACAUCAGACCCUGAGAUUGGAUCCCGUGACAAUCCAGCACUCGGGAGCCUAUUGGUGCCAGGGGGCCAACGGACUGGGUGUGGACCGGUCAUCCCCCAGCACCCUCGCUGUCUACUACAGCCCAGAGACCAUCGGCAGGCGAGUGGGCCUGGCGCUGGGGCUCAUCCUGGCCCUCCUCCUCCUGACAAUCUUGGGAUUCAAGAUUCAGGGAAGCUGGAAGAGAAUUCAGAGCCAGCAAGGGCUUCAGGAAAAUUCCAGUGGGCAGAGCUUCUUUGUGAGGAAUAAAAAGAUUAGAAGAGCCCCCCUGUCGGAAGGCCCCCACUCCCUGGGCUGCUACAAUCCCGUGGCGGACGAUACCAUCAACUAUGCUACUCUGCGCUUUCCUAUGGGGGACACACCGAGGACUGGGGACGCAGGGACCUCAGAGGGACAGAGACCUUCCCUAAACAGGGAAGACACAGUCACUUACUCUGUGGUUCAGAAGCGUCAAGUGGGCGACUAUGAGAACGUGACUCCAGGUGUUGCAGAAGACGACGGGAUACACUACUCAGAGCUGGUUCACUUGGGGUUCGGGGAGCGGCCUCUGAGAGAAGAAGGAGUGGAAUAUGUGACCCUCAAGCACUGA
This is a messenger RNA of Miniopterus natalensis, 2550 nucleotides long. It is a transcript of the gene CD22, whose product is annotated as CD22 molecule. Lineage: Eukaryota; Metazoa; Chordata; Mammalia; Chiroptera; Miniopteridae. Gene Ontology annotation, molecular function: sialic acid binding; protein phosphatase binding; CD4 receptor binding. The record is from RefSeq and is a predicted model, not a curated record. Gene Ontology annotation, biological process: negative regulation of B cell receptor signaling pathway; B cell activation; regulation of B cell proliferation. Gene Ontology annotation, cellular component: extracellular exosome; early endosome; external side of plasma membrane.